AUGGGGAGCACGUCGGAAGCGAGGACGUCAUCUUCCGCCGGCGCAUCGCAACCCUCGUCCAUAAGAUCAGUCGACGUUUCCGUCUCGGCAAAAUCCUCACCAACCUUGGUGCCUCAAAAUGGACAACAGAACGGCAUCCCGUCUUCGGCUGAACAGGUUUUAAAGCCGGUCGAGAAGACUUCGGUCAAGGAGCGCCUCACUCGCAUGUUUUCGACCAAGGACACGCAGCGGUCGUCGAACCUUGCUCCUCCCUCGGGCGAUAGAUCCGCCCCUGUCAGCCCCGGUCUCGCUCCCCCCGUACGGAAUCAACCUCCAAGUCGCAAGGGUUCCACCACCGACAAGGCCUCCGAAAAGACAGCCGCCGCCAGCGCCGCGAAAGCCGCCAAGUCGAGCAACGGUAACGCACAACAGCAGCAGCGCUUUCUCGUGAACCCCGAUGUACAGGGCGGCCAUGAGCACCAUCUCAAGAGCAGUAGGCGCCAGGAGAAGCUGUCGGACAUGUUCCGCAGCAUGCUGGGCGGCGGAAAGCGCGCCGAGCAGCAAGACCACGAUCUCUCGCUCGUUUCCGGAUGGGUAGACACCCUUAAGCAAGAGAAGGACAAGGACAAGGACGGUGGCCAGGCUGGCGAGAAGCGCGGGGGUCCGAACGCAUCUGUGACCUUGGUGGAGAAGUAUGGCAAGUGUCAGGAGGUGGUGGGCCGCGGAGCGUUUGGAAUCGUGAGGAUAUCCCACAAGAAAAUGGACAACGGCGCCGGCGAGAGGUUAUUUGCCGUCAAGGAGUUUCGCCGCCGGCCGGAGGAGAACGAAAAGAAAUACAGCAAACGAUUGACGGCCGAGUUUUGCAUCUCGUCCAGCCUGCGCCACCCGAACGUCAUUCACACGUUGGACCUGCUGCAGGAUGCCAAAGGGGACUACUGUGAAGUCAUGGAGUUUUGCCCCGGCGGCGAUCUGUACACGCUCGUGCUUGCGGCCGGGAAGCUUGAGGUACAGGAGGCAGACUGCUUCUUCAAGCAAAUGAUGCGUGGCGUGGAGUACAUGCACGAAAUGGGCGUGGCACACCGUGAUCUGAAGCCCGAGAAUUUGCUUCUGACGACCCACGGCGCCCUCAAGAUUACGGAUUUUGGCAACGGCGAAUGUUUCCGCAUGGCCUGGGAGAACGAUGCGCAUAUGGUUUCGGGUCUAUGCGGCUCCGGGCCAUAUAUUGCUCCAGAGGAGUACACUAGCAAGGAGUUCGACGCCAGAGCCGUUGACGUGUGGGCCUGUGGUGUCAUCUAUAUGGCCAUGAGGACUGGCCGCCACCUCUGGCGAAUCGCCAAGAAGGACGAGGAUGAGUUUUACGCCCGUUACCUCGAGGGACGUCGAGAUGAGGAGGGCUAUGGGCCAAUAGAGUCAUUACACAGGGCUCGCUGCAGAAACGUUAUAUAUUCCAUAUUAGACCCCAAUCCGUCACGGCGCAUCACAGCUUCGCAGGUCCUCAAAUCAGAAUGGGGCCGCGAGAUUAAGCUAUGCAAGGCCGGCGAGGAAGGCCUGUAA
Molecule: messenger RNA, 1533 nt
Organism: Pyricularia pennisetigena
Lineage: Eukaryota; Fungi; Ascomycota; Sordariomycetes; Magnaporthales; Pyriculariaceae
Exons: 2
Coding region: 1-1533 (510 amino acids)
Biological process (GO): intracellular signal transduction; intracellular monoatomic cation homeostasis; protein phosphorylation
Molecular function (GO): protein serine/threonine kinase activity; ATP binding
Source: RefSeq, a predicted model, not a curated record